UCGCCUCGCUCUCGCCUUCCCCAUGCCUUAAAUUGUAUCUCCACCCGCUCGUUCUCUCUCUCUCAUUCAUGGAGCUUAGCUGGGUUUCUCCGCGCGCGCUCUCUCUACUUGUCUCCUCUUCAGCCGCCUCCUCUUCUCUAUCUCCUUGUCCUUGUUCUUCUUCUUCCUCUUCUCCGAGCGUUGGCUUGGGAUUCUGGUCCCGGGAGGGGAGGAAGGGGAUCGGUCGGGCGAGGGUUAAGGCCUCGGCGGAGCGGAGCGAGGAAAGGAUCGAUGGCGGGAACGGCGGUGAGCACAGGCGGAGGGGGUUCGCCGGCGGACGUCCCGCGAUGGAGGUCUCCACCUCAGCCUCGCCUUCCUCCUCGUCCACGACGACGACAAGCAGCACGACGGUCACCGAUUGGAGCUUUGGGGGCGGGGAUUCCGAGUUCCCCGUUUGGGAGAAGCUGGGAGCCAUCGUAAGACUCAGCUACGGAAUUGGAAUUUAUGGGGCUAUGGCGCUGGCGGGGAAGUUUAUAUGUUCGAUCACAGGGGUGGAUUGUACGGGAGGUUUCCAUCCGUCGCUACAAGCUUUCGUGGAGGGGUUGGGUUAUGCAGCUCCACCAAUCAUGGCUCUACUCUUCAUCUUAGACGAUGAGGUGGUGAAGUACUCACCCCAUGCUCGUGCCAUUAGAGAUGUGGAGGACGAGGAGCUUCGCAGCUUCUUCUAUGGCAUGUCACCAUGGCAGUUCAUACUCAUGGUUAUUGCAAGCUCUGUGGGAGAGGAGCUUUUCUAUCGUGUUGCUGUUCAGGGGGCAUUGGCUGAUAUGUUCUUGGCGAGCACAGAAUUCAUGAAAGAUGCACGUGGAAUCGCAUCUCUGACUGGUAUGCUGCCUCUCUUUGUCCCAUUUGCUCAAGCAUUUGCAGCUGUUAUCACAGCCGCCCUUACAGGAUCACUUUACUAUGUUGCAACUGCUCCGGAAGAACCUACCUAUGUGGUUGCACCAGUUUUACAGUCUUGUUCUGGCCGUGAAGACCUUAAGAAGAUUUUUGCAGUCUGGCAUGAAAAGAGACAAAUGAAGAAGAUAUACUCUCCCCUUUUGGAAGGACUACUGGCUCUUUAUCUUGGUGUUGAGUGGAUUCAGACGGAUAAUAUUCUUGCUCCUAUGAUCACACAUGGGAUAUACUCUGCUGUGGUACUGGGGCAUGGACUUUGGAAAAUUCAUGACCACAGGCGUAGGCUGCGCCAAAGAAUCCGGCAAGUAUGGGUGGAAGCCAGGAAUUCAAAGAAAUCAUAAACGAAGACGGAUAAUCAUCAAUGUUUGCAAGAAAGAAGGGGUGCUUUCACUUGAACUGACACGAGCCCAGGGCUAGAACUCUGCAGUGGAAUGACUGCACAUUAUGUAACAAAGAGCGGAUAUCAAGAACAGCCUCUAAUUUACAAUUGUAAAUAUUUAAUCACGUAAGCACAUGUAUAAAGGAGAGGUAUUUUGUAUACAGAUACUGUAUCAGAUAUAAAAGGGGGCUUGGUUCCAUCUUAAGGCAAAC
Molecule: messenger RNA, 1524 nt
Organism: Elaeis guineensis (African oil palm)
Lineage: Eukaryota; Viridiplantae; Streptophyta; Magnoliopsida; Arecales; Arecaceae
Source: RefSeq, a predicted model, not a curated record